This is a messenger RNA of Phaeodactylum tricornutum CCAP 1055/1, 615 nucleotides long. RefSeq lists its product with no specific name. The record is from RefSeq and is a predicted model, not a curated record. Gene Ontology annotation, cellular component: cytoplasm. Gene Ontology annotation, molecular function: thioredoxin peroxidase activity. Gene Ontology annotation, biological process: cellular response to oxidative stress; hydrogen peroxide catabolic process; cell redox homeostasis. The transcript has a single exon. NCBI's taxonomy places the organism in Eukaryota, Bacillariophyta, Bacillariophyceae, Surirellales, Neidiaceae. The coding region runs from base 1 to 615 and encodes 204 amino acids.
AUGAUGCACGGAUCGCAAGCACUGCUACAGGCUGCGAAACGCAAAGUCUCCGCUAUCGCUUCUAACGCAAUCACCAUGCGAUCGAUUACUGUUGGAACCGACAUGAUCAGUUCCGUGAUUUCCUUACAAAAGGCUCGUCCCUGGUACAUGUCGGAUGCGGAGGGAUCCAAUAUGGCCGACGACAAUGCCGUGACGCUCAAAGAUCUCUUUAAAAAACAGACGGUUGCUCUUUUUGGCGUUCCUGCGCCCUUCACUGGUACGUGCUCAAACGAGCACUAUCCGGGAUACAAGGCUCUGGCAGACGACUUUCUACAGGCCGGUGUCGAUCGCAUUGUAUGUUACAGUGUCGCGGAUCCGUACGCCAUGGACGGCUGGGCCAAAGCUUUGAAGAACGAUGCCGAAAAGAUCACUUUCAUGGCGGACCCAGACUCUUUGUUUGCCAAGGCCUAUGGGUUGGACGCAGCGUACGAUGCGGUCAGCCUGGGACAACGGUCUAUUCGGUUUUCAAUGGUGGUCGCGGAUGGAAAGGUAGAGGCAUUUCACAAAGUCGACGACGCGGUGAAGGAUGCGGAGACCCUUCUGGCUGACGUCAAGGAAUGGAAAGAUCAUCAGUAA